Pieris brassicae (large cabbage white) is the source of this 6077-nucleotide messenger RNA. RefSeq names its product ubiquitin-protein ligase E3B. The transcript has 19 exons. Gene Ontology annotation, molecular function: ubiquitin protein ligase activity; protein binding. NCBI's taxonomy places the organism in Eukaryota, Metazoa, Arthropoda, Insecta, Lepidoptera, Pieridae. The record is from RefSeq and is a predicted model, not a curated record. Gene Ontology annotation, biological process: ubiquitin-dependent protein catabolic process; protein polyubiquitination. The coding region runs from base 273 to 3500 and encodes 1075 amino acids.
UCAAAAAUAAACAAUGGAAAUUGAAAAAUAAAUCUUAUUUCGGAAUUGGGAUUAGAUUUAUGAUAAUGCCCAAAAUACUUACGUAAAUUUUAAAAGAAGAAUGGCGUAUAACAGGUCUUCUUUUCAAGAAAAUAUGAAUCACCGAUAAUCCUUUUGUGUAGUGUUAUUGUUAAUCCGUAAUGACCUCUUCAUAGUGACCGCUAAACUAACAAACAGUAAUUUUUAAUCUAUCAGUUCGACUUGUGUACAAAAAUAAAAUAGAUUCCGGCAAUAUGUUUUCGAAAAAUUUAACAAGUAAAGAUUCAUUCUUGGAGCAAAUGAAAGCGGCGAGAGAAGAGCGUGCUUUAGAAAAAAAGCGAGAACAGUCAGCAACCAAAAUACAAGCAAUUGUUCGAGGCUGGCUUGUCAGACAGCGCUUUAUCAAACUUAUUUUGGAUGAAUUUGAUCACCUAGUACCUGAACCAAGUCAUGGAUCUCAAGAUGAAGGACAACAGAUUGAUUUUGUUCAAGCCCUGGAUGUAUAUAAAGCAACUUGCCGCUUGUUUCUUGUAUUCAAGCCACAAAGAGAUAGGAAAAGAUUUGAGAGACUUUGCAAGUAUAUAGUCCAGAGCCUGCAUUCAGAGUCUGUCAAAAUAUCCUAUGUGGGAGUGUUCCUAAAUAAAGAAUACAGCUUAUCCUGGAUAUCACAUAUAAAGGACCUCCUACAUAAAUGCUGUCAGUAUCUGGAGCAACUAAAACCUGAGUCCCCCCUGGAUAUGCAGAGUAUCCUCAUACAUUUACACACACUGUUGGCGUUUACAGCUACAAAUACAUGGGCUUUGACUCGCCUUAAAAACUUUGAUAAGUUGAGAGGAGGAAUGACACAGCUCUGUGCUAAUGUGAUGGGCUCACUGUUUCAUAAGGGAUAUUAUUUGACUUUGAAAUCUCUUCUGCUUCGAGGUUUGUGUCGCGAGAAAGUGAGUCUGAAGAACAUAGCAUUGUCUGCAAUUGUUGCCCUCGCUCUUCGCCCUCUUAUCUCAGCCCAGUUUUCUGAGAAGCUCCUCACAAUGUUCAUAAUACAGAUAUUAUCUGUUCCUACAUUGGUGUUUCACAUGCAGCAAAUAUCGCCUGAGUCAAUAUCGACGUUCCGAACGCACGCACUAUUCGACAAGUCCGUGGAGUUUCUGAGCGCAGAUCAAAAUAUGCGAAUUGUGUUCAAUACAUUGGAAGGCAACUACGCGUUGUGUCUCUUGGGGAAUCUGAUACAAAUGGCUCAUAUUGAACGGGAUCAUGCGCUUAAUGAGACAUUUUAUCCAACCUUUGUGCUUGUUUCGACCCGAUUCCUCGACAGUUGCCAGCAAUAUGUGGUGUGCAAGAAGGGAAAUUUAAGCAAUUGGCAUCCAGUAUUGGGAUGGUUUUCACAAAGCUUCGACGCCUACUUGCCACCAACUAUGGGGAAUUUACGUAUGCAAUUAUCUUUGUUAUGGGGAGCACCGUUAUUGAAGAAAUUAUUAGCGGUUCCCUUGAAGGAGAUGAUUGAUGGCGGUGUGGGUGAAGAAGGGGCGGGACCCUCACAGCAAUCGUCGCCGUUGCAGAGUAACCCUGCUGCCUUUAUACGGAGAGCAAUCGAAGCUAGGACUAAUAGGGGCAAUUCAAAUAAAAACUACAGAAAACUUGGAUCUCCGGAUUGUACAAAGGUGGCUCUUAUAUGCUCGAUGUACCACACUGCGUUACAGACUAUGACUCAGGUCAAGCUUGAUAUUUUAACAGGUCUCUGCAAUCAAGACGAAAUCCUGUAUUCGUUAUGGCAAUUUAUGUGCACGUUGGGACCAAACAGCGGGUUGAAAGCUUUCUUAGACCUUCUGGCUGUCAAUACUAAGUCAUCUGCGCCGGAGUUUCAAAUGCUUAUACUAUUCGCAGAUUGCAUGACACAUUAUGUUACAAUACUUGACGAUAUGGAAAUGUAUGAGAAGCAAGAACCGUUCAAAUUGCACGAUUUUGUAAAUAUGUCGUCCUUCUUGAAUAUGUUCAUUUAUAAAUCUAUAAUAGGACAAUUAUUUGAUCUCAAAAGCAUUCAAAGCAACGAUGUGUUCCGUUCAGUGCACACAUUGCUACUGGUGUUGUAUCGCCGUGACUGUCGACGUGCGUAUACGCCAGCGUCCCAUUGGCUAGUGCGGGAUAUACGCGACUCGCACUUUAUGGCCGACCUUGAGAAGGGGAAGAAACCUCAACAAGUACUGGUUCAAAAGACGCCGCACAUGAUCGCACACGGCGAACGAGUGAGGUUAUUCAGACGGGCCGUAGCGGAUGAAAAGGUGGUACUAGGCCUAACUGAACGUGCGUGUGGGGGUCGGUCCACGUUAGUUACGGUUCGUCGUAAUAGAUUAGUUGAGGAUGGCUAUAGACAACUUGCGGCAUUGCCAAGUAGAGCUUUACGCGGUGUUGUGAGAGUCCGAUUUAUUAACGAACAGGGCCUGGAUGAGGCUGGAAUUGACCAAGAUGGAGUGUUUAAAGAAUUUCUAGAAGAAACAAUAAAACGAGUUUUCGACCCCUCCCUAAACUUAUUCCGUGUUACGAGCGAGGAACGACUUUAUCCAUCUCCUACUUCAUGUCUUCAAGAUAAUCAUUUGCAGUUAUUUGAAUUUAUUGGGCGAAUGUUGGGAAAGGCGGUGUACGAGGGAAUAGUGGUAGAUGUGCCAUUCGCAUCGUUCUUCCUUAGCCAAGUGCUGGGGCAAACACAACAGGCGCUAUACAGCUGGAUUGAUGAACUGCCAUCGCUAGACCGAGAUUUGUAUCGGAGCCUGACUUACAUCAAGCACUUCCAGGGUGAUAUAUCCAGUUUGGAACUGACCUUCUCAGUAGACGAGGAACGUCUGGGCGAAAUUGUGACUCAUGAAUUGGUUCCCGGCGGCAAAGCUAUACCAGUCACAAAUGAAAAUAAAAUAAACUACAUUCACCUAAUGGCACAUUUUCGGAUGCACACUCAAAUCAAGGACCAGACCAACGCCUUCAUUAAGGGGUUCAGAGCUAUCAUUAAUCCAGAAUGGUUGUCGCUGUUUUCAACACCAGAGUUACAACGCCUUAUAAGCGGUGACAACGUACCCCUGGACUUGAGAGACCUCCGACGUCACACGCAAUACUACGGCGGUUUUCAUGACUCACAUCGCGUUGUGUGCUGGCUUUGGGAUGUUCUACAACGGGACUUUAGUGAACAUGAAAGAGCACAGUUUCUUAAGUUUGUCACAUCGUGUUCAAAGCCACCCGUCCUCGGCUUUGCACAUCUUAAACCGCCAUUUUCUAUACGAUGUGUUGAAGUGGGAGACGAUGAAGACACGGGUGAUACUAUAGGAAGUGUGAUAAGAGGCUUUUUUACGAUACGCAAAAAAGAUCCCUUGAAUCGCCUACCGACGUCAUCUACUUGCUUCAAUCUGCUCAAACUACCAAACUACCAAAAACGAAGUACGCUACGAGACAAAUUGCGAUACGCAGUAAAUAGCAACACUGGGUUUGAACUGUCGUAAAGCGUUAGUGUUGCCCGUUUAUAGACUAAAUUUGUUAGUUUUACGUUAGGAUUUGCCAAUUUAAAUUGUCUUGGCGUAUGCAAUAAUAAAUUGAAAUUGUGUUAAAGGACAUACUUUUGCUCAUAUUUUAAAACACGUUAAAAAAAUAAUAUGCAUACUUAAAUGAAAUUGGGGGUCAAAUGUAGGACAAAAACAGGGAAAUCGAAUUUCUAUUAUUCCUUACGAGCGAGAAUAAAUUGCUGUUACUGAAUGUAUGAAAAUUAAUGACUUAUUGAAAUAAGCUAGUAUAUGACCAAAAAAUUUAAUUAUAUCAAAGUGUUUAUGUGCGCUUUUAACUUCCACGUCUUAGCAGUUAAGGUAGACGACUAAGUAGAAACCCGGCGAAACAGUAGACGAGGAAUAGUAACAACAAUAUAUGUAAUAUAAUAUUUAUAUACUAUCAAGUUGAAAGGUCUCAAAGAAUUGAUUUAAUUCAAGUUACGUGGCUUACGAGAUAUCAAUCACAUCACAGUUUCCACUUCAAAUACCAAUCAACAUUAUUUGGAAAGGCGUGGAUACCCAAUCUUCAAAACAGAUUUUUAUGAAAAUUUAACUGUUUCCUAAGUUGAUAUAUUUGUAAUUCAAAAAUAAACAUAUGGCUUUUAGUUUCCUAGAAAUUUGUAGACAUACAAAAUUUCGCAAACGUGCUUGGCAGCGUAAUUGUAUAACACAGUUCAAACUGAUAGCCCUCAUUUAAGUCGGUUAAAAUAGCUAAUAAUAUGAGUGUGUUUGUUUAUGUCUGAAACAUAUAAUGGUAUAAUGGGGCGAAAAAACCACAGACUAUUAUUUGUCAUGUCACUUUAAAGCUGAUUCCUCAGCUGUAUAUUGAAUAUCAUUUCGUAAAUAUAUACAACUGUAAUUGCACUAUUUUAACUAAAGUACCAUCGCACCACCUAAACUUUAGUUUAAAAAAAUCAAAUCUAUUGUACGUCAGAAUUAUGCACUUUACACGUGGAAUGUUACGUGGCCAGUAUGAUUGUUUGGCACAACAGGCGAGAAUUGUACAAUAUAAAGUAAAGAUGGAUAAGAUUAAUUUUAGAAGUAGAUACAACUGUUUUAAAAGGAAAUACGAAUUAGAAGUCGAAUUAAUACUGAAAUUAAUGGUAACAUUUUUAACACUGGCAAAGUUGACGGGCGUCGAUCUUCAAAAAUUUUUUUUCUGAAACCGGUACUAAUUUGUGACGGUUCUUUCUUAUCGUAAGUUUAACCAAGUUUUUAUACUCAGUAGUAAUUGUAAGUCUUUAUAUUUAAACAGUCCGAUUCAGGUCUAAAGUAUGGAAUACGUGUAUAUAGACAAUAAUCCUUUAGUGUAUGUAAUGUCGGGUUAUUUGGAAACCAUCGCUUAUAACCGAUAAGGCCGCCCGUUGUAUUUAUCUGUACUGUCUUAAAUUUUUACAAAAAAUGUGUAGAUCAUAUGAUUUUUUCUAAUUUGCCAUCAAUAUAUUUUAGUGGUCUUUGACUUACCAAAAUUGUCUAUUGUACGAAAUACUUUAUGACUGGCUUUAUUAACAAUUUUAUAUGAUCGGUAAGUUAGUUUACGAAAUUGUUAAAUUAAAUUGGUUAACGGAAAAUUUAUAUUAAUUCUAUAAAACAAAACGAAAUUACUUAAAUAAAAACGUACGAAAAAUUAUUUAUAGUUAACUCUUGUCAAAAUCCUCCUUAAUGUUGCCAUGCUUACAUACGCAACAACUGCUAAAAUUAGUCUAACAGAUAAAAGGCCAUUUAACAAAGUGAAAUUGCGAUAGACAAUAUUGGUUACAAAAAUUGAUGGAAUUGAGAUCAUUAUCACAACCUUUAUAUAAUAACGUUUAUAUUAGCUUUAUUUAACUAUAUUAAUAACUUAUCAAACAGUCUCUCCAUUUUUUAACUACAUAAAUACUUUGCUUCCAUGUCUUAUAUUUACUAACGAUAGUUCCGUACUUCAUAAAUAUUUUAGUGUUGUAAUAUUUUGUAAUUAUUAUUCUUAGAUACCUGUAUUUUAUGAAAAUAUUUGUUAAUAGUGCAAUUUCCACAUGCCAUCUAGUUUCGCGACGCGUUUCAAAAUAUACUGAUAAAUCAACCGGAUGUAAAGAAAUAUUUUUUUUAGAAAAAGGUUAAAAUAUAUGAAAAAAAACGAUAUUCAACAGUCGAUCGUGUUUAAAGACUGAUGCUUGGUUGAAAUUAUGGAGUAUGAACAACAUGUAGUAAGGUUGCUACCUUUUAAAAUAAAAUUUACAAUUAUUAGCUUUUGCUAUGAUUUUUUCCCCAAAAUACAAUUAGCAAAUAGACGCUGUUCCGAUACAUUUAAUUAACUCGCCCAGUCGUCAAUAUUGGAUGUUUAUUACAGAUUAAUGAUACAUGUAAACUUUUGCCGGUAUCGCGUUUUAUUUAUAAAAAAGUAUAUUCUGAGACACGCCGUAAAAUAUACAAAAAAACGUAUUUUGUAGGAUGUUUCGAUGUUUGUUUAAGGUAUUUAAAAUAGCGAGCAUAUAUCUUUGUGGGUCGUUGUAAGGUAUAUUUUGUACUAGCCACGUAAAUGUUGUAUAACACAAUGUGAUU